UGUUCAGAGCAGCAGAGCGCUCCAUCAGCCUGGUAAGCCGACACCUGUCUGCCACGUUCAUUCCUCCUCGGCGGAUCCACUGCUUUGCUUCGGUCAUGAAGAACAAACAUAACCAGCAGGUGAAGACAUCGGCUUCCAACCGAUUCGACAUGUCCAGCUUUGAGGUGUCUCUCCAGCAACUCAACGAUCUGUUGACGGACGAAAGCGGCUUCUACAGCUGGCCGACAAAACACUUCCAUGAGGUCUACCCGAGGAUAUACGUCGGCAAUGCAUUUGUGGCGACGAAUGUGAUGCGCCUGAAGCGCCUGGGCAUCACCCACAUCCUGAACGCUGCAGAGGGAAACUCCUUCAUGCACGUCAACACCAGUGCUGAGUUCUAUGCUGGCACAGGCAUCAUCUACCACGGCAUACCGGCCAGCGACACAGACCACUUCGAUAUCAGCGUUUACUUUGAAGAGGCGGCCGAUUUUAUCGAGAAGGCUCUGGCAUACAAAAACAAAAAAGGUAAAGUCUACGUCCAUUGCAGGGAGGGCUACAGCCGCUCGCCUACCUUAGUUAUCGCCUACCUGAUGCUGCGGCAAAACAUGGACGUCCACACUGCUCUGGCCAUGAUCCGACAGAAAAGAGAGAUCGGACCCAAUGACGGCUUCCUUCGGCAACUCUGUCGGCUAAACCAGAGGCUGUCCUCUGAGGGGAAGCUCUGGAACAAAUGAGGCAGGCAGGAAAGCAUGCUUAUGCUUAAUCGCACAUCCGUCCUUUCACUUGUUCGACAGCCUGAACGAGCCACAAAUACGUGAGGGAAUGUUGUGGAAGUGAGGAGAGUCGAAAAUGAAAGACUUGUUCUUUCAGACUAAAUGUAUGUUACAAAACAAUGACACAUACAGUAAAUCACUGGGUCCGCCUGCUAAACAUGGAAUGUAAUGUGUAAAUUCGGGUACACUGAAUUCCCAGCAUGUUUACAGGGUCUCACGUCUGUUGUGAAUAUUACGUUCAUCUGAGUUCACCUCGUACUUUUCAGAUCCAGUCUGUGUAGCGUAAAUGUUUUCCUGUUGCUCACUGUUUCAGAGAACAUUUUAAGAUUAAGAAGUAAAUGUUUAUAUACAUUUAUAUAUGUUUGAAGUGGUGAAAAUUUAGAUAGUAUAGUGCUGUGUGAAACUGUCACCGCCUUUUCUCAUUGAGGCUUCCUUUCUCUUCCGCCCUCAUGGCGUCGAGCCCUUAGUGUUGGCUUCUCUCCUGAAAACACUGCCAAAUGUCUCAGUGCCAGCUGCUCCUGAAGGGGACUUCAAGUGGACACUGUGAUUUUUUUUCAAAUCGAAUCAAUGAUUUUAUUGCACUAGUUGGAAAUAUAUAUAUAAUAGCUAUUUUUCAACUUCUAAUACUCUGACACUUAUGUACAAUAUAAAUGUUUAGUAUAUGCUUUAGGUAAGUGCACAUAUUCUGACCUCACAUCUGAUAGCCUGCCUCAAAAGUAUUUUUCAGUCUAAACAUCAUUCUACAAUUAUUGUGCUUUAUAGAGAAAUGUUAAAAUAUUUUACAUUGCCAAAUAGUUACCUUUUUAUUAAAGAAAAACUAAUGUACUUUAAUAUUAUUGGAUCUGCUAAAAAUAACUGUACUUAUUUAUGAGAGUUGGAUGAAAAGAUUAACUGUAAAACACAAACCUAUAGCUGCCAGUUAGCUUAGCACAAAGGAAAAUGCUACGCUGUAGCACAGUAGCUAAUAUAAAUAUGAGAAACAUUAUAGUUGGACAUUUUGGUACUUAGUAUUUUUGUAGAAAAUUAAACAAACAAGGAAAAGCAUGUUAAAUAUUGAGCUUUACAAUUUUGUGUGUACCGUUAUGUAAAGGUAGGCUCCUUUGUUUUGUUUUUUCUUUUUCUUAUUUUUUUAAGCUACGCUAGCUACCUGCUAAAAGUAGCUUUGUACAUGUUUAGUAUACAAACACGUGGUAUCGGAGAACUUCUAAUACAGAGUUCAUCAGUAACAUCCUCCCUUUUUAUAAUGGUUUAGGUUCCAUUUUUACCACUGAUGUUUCAGAAAAACCUUAUAUAUAAACUUUUGGGUCAUGAAUCAAGCUAACAGGCUACAAGAUGAAUCAUGACCAUGAAGAGAUUUGAUUUUAAUCCCACUGCAAAUACCAGAUACCACAGGAAAUGAUCCUUUUCAAUAUCACAGCGUUGUAUAAUAGUUAUGAGUAGUUAAGAAUAUAUUUUGUAGUUCUCCUGUGUGUGUCGUGGAGUAUAGCCUAAAAAAUGAUAUGAUCCAGUGCUUCAUUUGUUGCUGCAAUCACUGUUCUCACAAUUUCUGAGAAUAACCCCCACAAAUCUAAAAUUUAAGGGUAUCCAUAAAUCACAUUUUUCAAAAUAAAAGGGAUAGAGAUAAGCGGUACCAUUCCAUUUUUAGUUCUUUUAGCCGUUGAACUCCUUUCGCUUGCAGUCACUGAGGACCAUCUUGCAAGUGCCCUCUGUUGAGCUUCUAACUGAAAUACAGCUAAAUGAGAUUAACAGGACAUUGAAUUGUGCUCCCUUAUUGGCCCCAGUGGUAUCAAUCCAUUCAUCUAGCUCUCAUCAUGACCAUGAAACUAUUUUUCAAAAUGUCAAACUCUUCCUUUAUUGUUCGCUUUAGGAGAUCAUUUGAAUUCUUCCACUUUGUAACUCUGUAAUUGUAAACUGAUUGCAGUGUUAAUACUGCCAGAACACGACAAUUGUUGCUUCUCAGUCAACGCCUUUUACACAUUUGUAUGUUCAUAUGAGUGUUUUUGUCACACUAUAUCUAGUUUUAUAUUGUACGGCAGCAUGUCAAAGUAACACUUUUAGCCCUUUGUACACACAGCUGUAUAUCUGUGUAUAUCUGCUGAGUCAUGGUGUGCAAUAUUAAGUGUGCAUUAUUCCUCAUAAUGUGCAUUAGUGUGCCUGUGACUUGUGAAUCAUCAUGUGCAUUACUGAGUAGUGGUGAUGUAACUGGUCAUGUCAGUCAGUAGACUUUCCGUGAGUCUCACAGAUGAUGACACUGCUCUUAUGAAGUGCACUUUAUCCAAUGACACUGGUGAUUGUUGUAGCUCUCUUUCAUAUAUUCAUAAAUAAAUAAAUGAAGUAAACAUGGC
Oreochromis aureus is the source of this 3097-nucleotide messenger RNA. RefSeq names its product dual specificity protein phosphatase 3-like. The record is from RefSeq and is a predicted model, not a curated record. The coding region runs from base 96 to 713 and encodes 205 amino acids. Gene Ontology annotation, biological process: negative regulation of MAPK cascade; protein dephosphorylation. Gene Ontology annotation, molecular function: MAP kinase phosphatase activity; protein tyrosine/serine/threonine phosphatase activity. Gene Ontology annotation, cellular component: cytoplasm. NCBI's taxonomy places the organism in Eukaryota, Metazoa, Chordata, Actinopteri, Cichliformes, Cichlidae. The transcript is spliced from 3 exons.